Molecule: messenger RNA, 3508 nt
Organism: Cuscuta epithymum
Lineage: Eukaryota; Viridiplantae; Streptophyta; Magnoliopsida; Solanales; Convolvulaceae
Source: the annotation of a GenBank genome assembly
UAUUCAAAACCCUUUCCCCCAAGUUUCAUCCUUCCAUAAAAGAAACGAAAAAAGAAAAAUUCAAAUCAACAAUCAGCAUCGGCUCCCCUCUCCCCAUUUCUCUCUCGCAUAUGCGAUACAGAUACACAUAUAUCCGUCACAUAUAUACCUCUGAAGGAUUUUGUCUGGUCGGGAGUGGCGGCGAAGAUGAGCGGCAGCAAGAGCAGCAGCAGCAAGAGCAGUAGCGUGGUUGGCGGAGGAGCUGCGACGGCUAGGGUUUCAAUCCCGAGCGGCGUGCUGAAGACGAUCCAGCAGAUUAAAGAGAUCACUGGAAACCAUAGCGAUGAGGAGGUAUACGCGAUGCUCAAAGAAUGCUCCAUGGAUCCCAAUGACACUAUCCCCAGGCUUCUCUUUCAGGACACCUUCCAUGAAGUGAAAAGGAAACGCGAGCGUAGAAAAGAGAAUAUUAACAAGGAGCCUUUGGAGUCAAAGCCCAAACCAGCCACGAUGGGGCGGGGAAGUAAGGCUGACAGGAGAGGAUUGUCAUCUCGUUAUGCUUCUCAAGAUGGUGGUGGUGGUGGAAGGAACUCUGCUUCUGGAAAAGAAAAUGGAAGUAUCCAUGCUUUAGAGAAGAGCCUUAGCCCAACUUAUGUUUCUCCUCAUAAGGAGGAGAAGAGCAUUAUAAGGGGCACAUCAGUAGCCUCACCUAAUGCGCUCGAUGUUGGAACUUCUGCACCAACCACACAUACUGUCACUGGCAAAAUGGAGGGUCCACCGCAACAUGGAGCUCGGGUUGAUGCUAACAGAAGCCCUAAUGUUAGAAAAGGAAUAAGGGGUAAUCACGGGCUGGCAAUUCAAUCUUCAUCUGACUCCACUUCAUCAGACACUCAUUUGUCAGCUUCAGAUCCAGUGCUAUUACCUUCACAGGAUUCAAAGCCCACUGGUGCACUGGGUGGAAGUAAAUCAGAAGUUCGAACAGGAAGUGCUCCUGUUGCUGCCAUCUUCAACGACACCAUCACCACUUCUGAGACUUCUGAGGUGCGGUCAAAUGUGCAAGUAAAGAAGCCAACCGCAUUCCAGGGGGCUGGGAAGAAUAAGCUUGUAGUAUCUUCACAGGUGGACUCUAGUCAUGCUGGUUCCUCUCUUGGUAGGCCUUCAUCUAAUUACAACAACCGAUCACAAGCAAUUGGAUCGCAGAAAGCUGGCCCCGCUAAAGAGUGGAAACCAAAGGCUACAAAUUCAAACCCCUUGCCCGGAUCUGGUACAGUUUCUUCACCUGAAGCUCCUAAAAUUUCUGUGGAACCAAACAUCAUGUUAGAAUCUAGACAAGGUGCCUUUGAAACAAAAGAAGAAACAUUGGAGCUUCAAAAGAAGCUAGAAGAGGUGCACAUUUCAGAAGUUCAGCAUGUUAUAAUCCCAGAUCACCUACAUGUACCUGAAGCUCAAAAGCUUGGGUUUUUUUUUGGAAGUUUUGAUGCAAUUUAUGGGUCAAGCACAAGUUUUAGCACGGCUGCUGAGAAUGAAAAAAGUCCGCCCCAUUCUGAAACUUCUGAGGUCAUUGAAGGAACAACAACGGGGCAAAUUCCAAGCAAUGAAAGUGCGAUUCCAUCAGUAGAUGAAGCAGAUUUUUCUGAUAAUAAUCCAUUAUCAUCUUCACAUGGGGAAGAGAACCUGCCAUCUAAGGUGGGUGAACUAUCGCCCUCUGUUCCAGAGUAUGAUGAACCGAAACCAGAGAAUCUGCAAGGAGACCAUCAAUAUUCUGCUGGUCAGACACCACUUAGCUAUGGCUUUGUACCACCAAUUUUAGGCAGCAGCCAGGUUGGACCUUUUGAAAGCUCCGAAUCUCAGGCUCGUGAUGCAUCUCGGGUUUCUAACUUUGUUCAACCAUAUGACCCCACAAGCUACUAUGCUCAAUUGUAUCGUUCUGGUGUGGAUUGUGAUGGCCGCAUAUCACCUUUUCAUUCAACCGGUGUUCAUGCUAAGCUCAAUGGGAAUGUUGCUUUAAUGUCUCCGCCAACUCCACAGUCCAUUCAAGAGGGCGGAAGCACACUUGUUUUUUCUGCAGCAGCAACACCACUGGUGACUCAAACUGCUGCGGGGCUUGUCCAAAGUUCAAUAGCUGUACCCCCACCACCCCUCCCUGCUGUAUUUAGACAACCAACGGGAAUGCACCUCCCUCAUUUCCCGCACAACUAUAUUCCUUAUGGCCACUAUUUUUCUCCAUUUUAUCCUCCUCCAGCGAUCCAUCAAUUCUUUAGCAGUGGUGCAUUUCCUCAGCAACCCCCUGCUGGCAGUGUGUAUCAGCAGCCUCCUCCUCCAGGAUCAAUUGCCAAAUAUUCACUCUCUCAAUAUAAACAACAGCAGCAGCAGGGGGGAGGUAAUGCUCCCCCAAACCCUCCAACUUAUAUAGGACUUCCAGGCAGCUAUGGACCGUAUGCCUCUGCUACUACCAAUUACAAUCCCACUUCAACACCCGUGGCUGGUAAUCCGACAUCAACUGAUGACCGUUCUGCUUCACAGUUCAAGGAGAAUAAUAACGUUUAUGCCGGUAGUCAACAGACCGAAGGAUUGGGUGUUUGGAUAAGUGCAGCAGGUCGUGAUAUGUCUGGCUUGCAUGCUAGUUCAUUCUAUAAUCUUCCACUGCAGGGUCAAGUGACAUUUGCACCAACACAGGCCGGGCAUGGAACCUUUGCUGCAGGUAUUUACCAUCCAACCCCGCCAGUGACAACCCCAACUGGUCACCCACUUUUGCAGCAUUCCCAAAACAUGACCAUUCCCAAUGAUAUGGUGGGGCCUACAGCCAACGUCUAUCAGCAGCAGCCACAGCAGCAGCAUUCGCAGAUUAAUUGGCCAAGCAGCUAUUAAAAAUAGAGGUUCCCUUGGAUUUUUUUUUGCAAUUGGCAUUGACUUUUAGGCAAGGAGGAGACUGAGGUCGAAGAAAAAAAUGGUGAAAGAGGCAUGAAGAAAACAUAUUUAAAAGAUUUAAAAAGAAAAGGUCUAAAUAGUAUUUGGGAUUGCCUGGUUUGUGAUAGUAGUUCGGCAAGGGUUAGCGAUCCUCCUUAAAGAGAUGGUGCCAAUUGUAAAUUAGUUGAGCAGUUCCUUGUUGAAUUGUUUUGCCUUUCAUCACAUAGUUUAGUCCCUUUUAAGUAUGCAGCUUAUUAGCGCUAGGAAAGUUUCUAUAUUUUGCUUUCCUACCCUUUUGGAAGGUUAAGAACUCUCUGGAAAGCAGCAAGGUUUUGGGUGGGCUUUAGAGGAGUUUCUGUUACCUGUUUGGUUUUCUUGUAAAGUUAAUUUUGACGGCCAGAAAGGGUGUACUCUGUUGUAAUUGGUGAUCGGUAAAGCAAAAAAACUGUGGAAUUAAUUAUAUUUCACAUUGAUUUUUUUCCUAGACGGAUUAUAGCUUUAGUUUUAGUUUUGGAGUACUUGGCAAGUUAAUAGUCCCUUGCUGGUAUUUGUUGAAUGAAAUGUAAAUACAAUAGGGCAUGUUUUGUACUUAUGGAGUAUAUUUAUUUUUGAAAAGAACUUAUGG